Fopius arisanus is the source of this 433-nucleotide messenger RNA. It is a transcript of the gene eIF4H1, whose product is annotated as eukaryotic translation initiation factor 4H. The record is from RefSeq and is a predicted model, not a curated record. Gene Ontology annotation, molecular function: RNA binding. Lineage: Eukaryota; Metazoa; Arthropoda; Insecta; Hymenoptera; Braconidae.
CUUCUCCGGUUUCUCAGUUUUCUCGCAUCCAACAUGGCUGGUCGAGGUGGUUAUGAAGAUUCAAGGGAUUUUUCAGGCGGAGUCGGUCACCGAGGAAGCAGGAAACCUUUGCCCACUGAACCCCCGUACACCGCAUACGUUGGAAAUUUGCCACAUGGAGUGGUGCAGAGGGACAUUGACAUGAUUUUUUCCAACCUGAGCGUUAAAAAUGUGAGAUUGGUGAAAGAUCGAGAAACCGACAGGUUUAAGGGCUUCUGCUAUGUAGAAUUCGCCACAGUGGCAGAUCUGGAGAAUGCUCUGCAGAUGAACGGUGGAAUAUUCGUGGAGCAGCAAGAGAUUAAAAUAGACAUUGCGGAGGGAAAGAGAGACAACAGAGGUGGAUUUGACAGGAGAGCUCGCGCACCCGGUGGAGGUGGACCCGGAUCUGCUGGAG